Molecule: messenger RNA, 750 nt
Organism: Rubroshorea leprosula
Lineage: Eukaryota; Viridiplantae; Streptophyta; Magnoliopsida; Malvales; Dipterocarpaceae
Source: the annotation of a GenBank genome assembly
GUAAGCUGCGUGGCAAAGUUCUUCGCUGCUUAACCCUUUAAUCCGAUGAUCAGCCUUGCCUUAAUCAAAGACGAAGCUUCACGGAAGGUACCCUAGCCAAGUCUUGUGUGGGAUUCGGGUAUAAAAGGUAAAAAUUUUAGGGUUUAGUGGGGGCCUUUUGAGAUCUCAGAUCUGAGAUUUUUGCGGGGAGCAUUCUGGAGGAGAACAGCGGACUAAAAAAGGAGGUCUUCCCAGAGAAAAAAGAAAAAAAAGGAGAAAGAAAUCGAUUGAGAGUGAAAGUGAGUUUUUUUUGGAGUCAGCUAGUGACAUGUAAUCGAACAUCCAGAAGCUUGAAUUGGAAGAAGAUUUCAUCUGUAAUCCCACUUUCAGAUUGCAAUACAAAAAGGAUUCUCGUUCAAUUUCAGGCUGUGCCGAUCCAUAUGAGAAUUUUUUCAUGGGAUCUAUUCAUUUCAAAGAUGUUGCCCUGGUAUAUAUUCUGGUGUACGAGAAUAAAUCAACUAGUGGAACGCACUUGAGUGCUGAAGCUGUUACUCAUUAUGGAGAUGGACAGGAAUUCUUAGUGAACAUAGAAGAUGUUAUGCUUGGACUAGAAUUUUUAGUUGAAGUUUCUUGUAAUAGGUAAUUUUUUGUUUUUUUUUUAUUAUUUCUUUAAUUAUCCUUUUAGUUAAUAUAAAUUUAAUAAAGAUCUGUCUGUUCGCUAUUUUGUAUUAUUCCUUCUUGUAAUGUUUGAAAUAAUUGUAGAGUACUUUU